Vicugna pacos (alpaca) is the source of this 7970-nucleotide messenger RNA. NCBI's taxonomy places the organism in Eukaryota, Metazoa, Chordata, Mammalia, Artiodactyla, Camelidae. The record is from RefSeq and is a predicted model, not a curated record.
GCAGAGUGCUCCCUCUGCUCUGUCCGCGGUGCUCCAUUGCCCGUGGCUUUGCAGCGGUGCCCUGCAGGGCUCAGCUCGCCUUCAGGGCCACCCAACAAUCAUUUCCACUUGUCUUCAACAACAGUUUCUUUCAUUAGCCUGAACAUUGAGACCCUGACAUAACUACCAUUCCCCUCAUUCUCAGCCAAUGGUCUAGCUUCCAUACUUAACCAAGAAAUUAGACCAACAGGUAUAACUUUCAUCCCACUGCUUCCCGUCUUAUCCCCACUCACCUGCCUGCUUCCUCCAGUCUCAGAGAUUGGGUCCCUCUUCCUGAUCAAGACUAACCCUGUCCCAUCACCUCUGGGAUUAGUCGUUCUCUCUCUCUAUUUCUCUCUCUCCCUCUCUUUUGCUCCUUAUCUUCAGUUCUUAUGCACACACUUCAUUCUCAUCCUGAAAAGUAAAACAAACCCAGAGACCUCCCCUGACCUGGCAUCACCCGCCCCCCAUCUCCAUCCGGCCACCCUCCUCUUGUUGGGAUAUCCUGAGAGAUGGACCUUGCAAAGCGCAGGUAACAUCUUGUCUCUUCCUAGAGCAGAUUGAGCCACCAACUGUUCAUUAUGUACAAGACGAACUCUAAGGUCUUUAUCCGGCACAUCAGGCUUUACAAGAUCUUGCCCCUGGCUUCCUGGCAACCUGCACAUCACUGUAGUAUCCAAAUUUCUUUAAUCUGAUUUCCUAUUUUCUAAGGAACUUUCUAGCUUCCCAGGUAAAUGCUGGGAAUGGGGGUGGGUGGAGGAGGUAAAAGUAUGUCUUGUAUAUCAGACAUAAUUAUCACCAUUAUUAGAAAACUAUCUCCCGUUCUAAGAUGAUAAAUUGCCCUUCUCCUUUACCAAACCCUCCUGAGUUGGGGUUGUGUGAGUCAGUCCCCAUGAGGCUAACCCGUGCUGGCUGCGCUGAACAAACUGAACGCUGGGACUCACGAAACUAAGAACCAUAUGCGCUGCCAGGAGCCCCACCAAGGCCAAGCUGUACCCUGCCUAAGGCCAGGCGUCUUCCUCCUCUGACAUCGUUGUUGUCACUUAUCAGUAUCCAUCUCAAUAAGGGACAGAAGGCAUGGGCUUUGGUAUCAGGAAUAGCUGGGUUCAAUGCCCGAGUUCCUGUCGAGCCAUCUACCUGCUGGCCAUGAAAACUUUGGAAGGGCACUUCACUUCUCUGAGUCUAUUUCAUUUCUUUAAAAUAGGGAUGGUAAUACUUACAUUAGGAUGACUGUAAAGAUGAAACAAGUUUCAUAAAAAGCACUUGGUCCUGUGAGAAAGUGAGGAGUGUUCCCAAAUCUGUGCAAUGACGAAGAUUAAUAGAAAGGUCUGAUGUGAUGACUGUGGCCACUUUGGCUGUGAUGAGGAGGUAGAGCUGUCCAAAGGAGAUGGGGGUAUUUUUUGUCUUGAUGUUCAAUGAAGUUGUUUGUCAUAUGUAUUUCAGAAACUCUUGGAAAAUGUAUACAAGUCAUGAAGACAUUGGGUAUGAUUUUGAAGAUGACCCCAAGGAUAAGAAGACACUUAAACCCCACCCAAACAUUGAUGGCGGAUGGGCUUGGAUGAUGGUCCUUUCCUCUUUCUUUGUGCACAUCCUCAUCAUGGGCUCCCAGAUGGCCCUGGGAGUCCUCAACGUGGAGUGGCUUGAAGAGUUCCAUCAGAGCCGCGGCCUGACGGCGUGGGUCAGCUCCCUCAGCAUGGGCGUCACCUUGAUCGUGGGACCUUUCAUCGGCUUGUUCAUCAACACGUGCGGGUGCCGCCGGACGGCGAUCGUCGGAGGGCUGCUGAACUCGCUGGGCUGGGUGCUGAGCGCCUACGCUGCUAACGUGCACUGCCUCUUCAUUACCUUCGGAGUCGCAGCUGGCUUCGGCAGCGGGAUGGCCUACCUGCCGGCCGUGGUCAUGGUGGGGAGGUACUUCCAGAAGAGGCGCGCGCUGGCCCAGGGCCUCAGCACCACCGGGACCGGGUUCGGCACGUUCCUCAUGACGGUGCUGCUGAAGUACCUGUGCGCGGAGUACGGCUGGCGGAACGCCAUGUUCAUCCAAGGCGCCGUCUCCCUGAACCUGUGUGUCUGCGGCGCGCUCAUGCGGCCCCUCUCUCCUGGGCUGGACGGAGAGGACCCGGGAGGGAAAGAGCCGCACGUCCUCCGGGCUCACUCCACGGAAUCGGUCGGGUCCAGCGGGCAGAUGGGCGGAGCGCAAGAGAAGGGUGGCGGCCCGGGCACCGAGGACGCCGUCGGGGACGCGGCAGCGCAGGCGCGCCCGGGGACGGCGGCGCUCGGAAAGGACAUGUGCACCCUGCGGGUCCUGAAGGCGGUGAGCCAGCUGACCGUGAGGGUCCGCAGGGGCUUCCGGGACUGGUACUCCGGCUACUUCGGGGCCGCUUCGCUCUUUACUAAUCGGAUGUUCGUCGCCUUCAUUUUCUGGGCUCUGUUUGCCUACAGCAGCUUUGUCAUCCCUUUCAUUCACCUCCCCGAAAUAGUCAACUUGUAUAAUUUAUCGGAGCAAAACGAUGUUUUCCCUCUGACUUCGAUUAUAGCAAUAGUCCAUAUCUUUGGGAAAGUGAUCCUGGGCGUUGUGGCCGACCUGCCGUGCAUCAGCGUCUGGAAUGUCUUCCUGAUGGCCAACUUCACCCUGGUCCUCAGUAUUUUCAUUCUGCCCCUGAUGCACACGUACGCUGGCCUGGCGGUCAUCUGCGCCCUGAUAGGGUUUUCCAGCGGUUACUUCUCCCUGAUGCCCGUGGUGACUGAAGACUUGGUGGGGAUUGAGCACCUGGCCAACGCCUACGGCAUCAUCAUCUGUGCUAACGGCAUCUCCGCCUUGCUGGGACCGCCUUUUGCAGUUCUAGGGGUCAGAAGGCUAAACUGGAUCACAGUGGGCCAAUACCAAGGUGCCAGUGGAACUGCAUUCCUUCCGGAGGCUCUCAGGGGGACUCCAUCUCCUCACCUCUUACAGCUUCUGGAGGCUGCCUACUUUUUUUGGCUCCUAGCCUCUCCCUCAAUCUAAGCCAACAGCAUAGCAUCUUUUCAUCUCUCUUGAUUCUGACUCUCCUGCCUCCUUUUUUCAUUCUUAAAGAUACCUAUGAUGACACUGGGUCCACCAGCUAAUCCAGGAUAGUCCCCCAUGUCAAAGUCCUUAGCUUGAACACACUGCAAGGAAGGUCCCUGUUGCCACAUAAGGUCAUCUGCACAGGUUCCAGGGAUUAGGAUGUGUGUAUUCGGGAAAGCUCAGACAUUCCACCUGCCUCAGGCCCAGAGGGCCCCGGUUGGCAACAUGAUCUGUCACGUAUGUUCACCUCAGUUUAAUGGAGAAUUGGCUUCUUGCAUUGAGCAUACCAGAAGCCAUAGGCACCACUGAGGGGACCUGUGUCUGGGCCAGUUACCUCUCUGACCUUGCCAUUCUGGGCAGGUUUUAAACUUUGUGACGGGUAGACCCAAUCCCCAAGAGGCCAGUGUUGGGCAAAAGUGAUCAAGUCUACCCGCUAUCCAUGGGUUGGAGGCAGGAGCCCACGAAGUGUGGUAGGGGCCAGGGCCAAAUGCAAAGGAGAGGUGUUUUUUGGAGGUGACUAUUAGGGCAGCCAGGCCAGGGCUGGUGGCAGUUGUCAGAACUGCUGGAAGUUUCGUGCAGUGUUUAAGCUAACCUGGGAGAGCAUCACCUUUUCAGAUUCCUCCUCCACCUCCGUGCUGCUUGUCUGGCUGAUCCUGGCCCUUUAUUCUCAUACCCUCUGCAGAAAUAUUUCUUCCCAUGCAUGUGAGGAACACCAUGGGUGCAGGACAAAGCCUUCCCCACCCCUUUCUUCCCAGUCUCUCCACGGACCCUACAGUCAUCUCCUGCCCUACUGGCAGAGGACUUGUACCAACACAGCCAUUUUUGUAUUGCCCUCAGAAUGUGAAGCUCAAGAAAACAGAUUUUUACCUACACAGCUGACAACACUGGCAGCUGGCUGACUAAAGGUUUAAGGACCAAGAAUUGCUUAAGGAAACCUAGAGGCUACAGACAGACCCCCUCCUGGAUCAAGCUGCUCCUGUUUUCUGCCCAUACACAGAGAUACAGGCACAGCAUUUCUCGGUGACAGGGAAUAAUGAUAGCAGUGCAGCAGACUAAUAUUGGCAGCUGAAAAGUCAGAACUGCUCAGUGAUCUCACUGUAUAGAAUUCUCUAUCAGUUGGGGAUGCAUUUGGUUGUAAGAGAACAUCCUCCAAUGGAGUGUGUCACAUAACCAGAAAUCUAGAGUUCAGGGACUAGAUGAUGAUGGGACAGUGUCUCAAGAUGCUCUGGGCCUUUUCCACAGGUUAGUUGCCUCAUGGUCACACAAAUGGCUGCAGUAGCUCCAGCCACUAACACAUCCUCAUUUAUAACAAGAAAGGAAGGGAUGAAGCCUUAGUCCUAGCAGAAUUCCACUUAUAUCUGAUUGGCCAGCUUCACACAGCUAGUCCAAGCUUCAAGGGAAACUGAGAAUUGGAGAAUUUUGCUUUCCAGUGUCUGUACUAGAGGAAGGAAAGGAGAAGAGAAUUAGGAUUGGAGUUUGGAUCAGUCAACCAUGGCAACUUUCAGAGAAGUUAAACUAAAAUAUCCAUUAAGGGGAUGGGAAUAUUAUCAGUGGCUCAUCCACCCUCUUGUUGGACGCCUUUUAGAUAUGUUGUAUGUAGAAAUGAAAUCUCUCUUUGAGGGGUACUUUCUGCUUCUAAUGCUCAGUGGGGUUAUUUUAUAUGGAUCCAUCAGAUUUCAGCAGCAGCAUCACAACACAGCUAUGUGGUGCAGCAGAAGUAAUUCAUGAUCCAUGUUAAUUAAAGCACCAAGGUUUGCCAGCAUAGUUUCCUUAACCCAUUCUUUUACACACAUUUGCAUUCUAGUACACUUUCUUGAGUGGAAGAGGAAGGAAUUACAACUAGAGGACAAGGAGUUAGAUCCAACCCUGAGUCAUCAUGUCUUAUCUUUGCUCGCUUCAGGGGUCCUCCCUGGAAGUGGAUUCUGUGGCUGAGUGUAGCUCCAUCCACCAUGAGUGGUAGAAACCAUUGUAUUAAUGGUGAUUUACAAACCUACCGUGAAUGUGUGUCAAGUGCUGCCAGGGGACUCUAAAAUCAAUGUUCCGACGUACGUCUCCAGGCCAGCCAUCUAAAAGGGCCUCUCCAUUUUUGCUUGUUUCUUCUCCUUCCACUGAACUCAUAUCCCGAGGAAUGCCAAUCAGCAUGACCAGCUGAGUUCUGUUUAAUUCAUUGACUUUCCAGGCCAAGGAGCCAACAUUGCAGUGACAUGCAAGGCCAGCCUUUUUGCAUCAUUUUACAGAGUGAUUGGCAAUAUGAGUGACUAAAUAACCACAUUAAAUUCUUGCUAGAAAUUCCAGGUGGUCUAGAAAUUAUUACUUGGCUUGAUUUGCUACCGGGAAGAUUACUGCUCACAUUAGCUUUUUCUUUUUUAAUGGAUUUAGGAAUGAAUAUAUUUUCUAUUUUUCAAAGCGGUUUCUACUGACAUUAAAAAAUCUGGUACAAUUUAGUAGCAUGUUAGACAAUCACACAUUUCCAUUUAGAAGAAGAAUGUGCAAUCAGCAAUAUUGAACAGACAUUUCAACCAUGUCAUUUAGCAACAUGAACUUCUUGAUGUAAUUCAUUUAUAACGUUUCUGGGCAUUCGGCUCAUCUCUUUUAAAGAUGUAAUAAUAGUAGAUACUUUUCUAGAUGUUUCUGGGGUAAAGCAAAACUCGGCCACCAGAUUUGACUGACCAAGAAUCUACAUGCAUCUCCAGCAUCAAAUAUAACACCCGAACAACAAUUUGUAAUGUUUUUUCACCAAGACCCGGGAACACGUAUUUAAUAAAUAAGAAGAAUAGCCAUCACUUCUCAUUUGACAGAUUCAAAUGAAAAGGAGUGCAAUUUAUUUAAAUGGAGGUACUGGGUAUUGAACUCAGGACCCGAUGCAUUCUAAGCAUGCACUCUGCCACUGAGCUAUUACCCUCCCCUGCCCCUGGAAUACAGUUUAAUAGGGAACCAGAUUUUACUUUGAAACUGUUGAUUUCAAUUGAUAGUUGGAUCAGGAUUGCCCAGGAUCCCAGGCUCCAAACCAAGGGAUGAAGAUCAGACCUGUAGGGAGACAUGGUGAAGGAUGAAUGAGGAGGGCAGCUUGUCUGAAACACCUUAUUUCUAAAGAGUCAUGUCCCCACGUGCUGGGUCAGAACACAAGGCAAAGUACUGUCUCCUAACCUGAUCUGCAUCUGACUCGGGACUGGGUUGAGUUCAAACUAGCAGAGAUGGCAGGAUCUGGAGACAUUUCAGAAUAAAUCCUAAUGGUAGAAUGGAGAAACCUAUGGGAUUAAUUUAACACAAAAUUUAGGACUGUGCCUCCAAUUUGUACUGUUACAUUGUUUGGUACAGUUGGGUGCACUUUUGAAACAUUGACAUAUGAGUUACUUUCAAAAACUGGAGUGUGAGAAGAUGCUUUUACAAACGUUUAUACGUUUAGGAAAAAGAUGCAAAUUUAAGGCUGUAAUAGUGUGUAACACACUUAGCACACGUUUUCUGUAGCCUGCAGAGACAAGAGGAUGGAGUGGAGGGAAGGAGAUGUUAGGGUGUUCUAAGGGAGGUGGUGGUUAUUACUGUCCUCCCAGAAGGGGGACCAGUACAUGGACAGACAAGAAGCCAAGACAGAUGUGUCUGAAACUCAGUAUGGCUUGUGCUUGUGGUUAAGCUUGGGACAACAAGGGGGAGAGGUGGGUAGGGACCACAUCACAGAGCCCUGGAGCUUGUGCUCAAUGGCUUCAAACAAACAAGUAAGUAGUCUGAACUGAAUACAAAUUAAUUUUCCAGUGAGGAUAUUGUUUUAUUGCUGAGGUCCGUGUUAAGUGGUGAUGGUAGGUCAGCUUGUUUCAGCUGUUGGAUUUGGCCACGUAGAGCACCAUUUUCUACUCUCAAUCACUUGAUCAUGCGACAAGUGAGGAUUUAACUAUCAAAAUGACAAGAUCAGCUUUCAUAUGGGAUGAGUGGAGUAUGAGAACCUCAUUUAUAUGUAUUGAUUUUUUAAAAAUUGUAGCUUAAAAUAGUCCCAUCAUGUACUCUGCUUAUAGAGCCUCUCCACUCGGCAUUACCUGCAAGUGAAUUGUUCACUUCAUACUAAUUCACAGUGGUCCACGAUUGACAAAUGGUGGCACCGAGGAAGACUGGAAUAUGUUUUUGAUCAUAUGUCAGUGUGUCUUUCUGAUUUAAUUCUGAAGCUGAACCACAGUUUCUGGAUGAUAUGUUUAAUCUUAUUUGUCCCUCUUGUCUCAGAUUGGAGAUUAAGAAGAGAUGCUAAAACAUUUACUAAGCCACAUCUAAAGCCUCAUAUUUUCUUCCUUUAUAUAUCAGUUAACAAACCCAGCAUAGCCAGAAUUCGUAGCUUUUGAGUGGUUAAAAUAUAUAUAUAUAUAUAUAUAUUUUUUUUUUUUUAAUGCUGUUAAGUGUUCGUUUUUCUUUAUGAUGGCCUUGACUCAUCCAGCCACAUUAAUUAUGCACUAGAUACAAUAAACAAGAGACACAGAUAACCCUCAGGAAAUCAGAGGUACUAGUUUACACAAUUAGCAGUUGCUUUUGUGCAGCUGUCUGUUGGUGGGAGAAGGUAAAGUUGCAUUUAUGCAUUCAUUCAUUUGCCAGUUAGAUAUGCUUUAAAAGAUGUUUUUUAAAAGUGGCCAUGGAAUACUAUGUUUGGUCAUUAAAUCAUUUAUAUUUUUCUUAUGCCUUUGCUAAUUAAUGCACUUGUUGAAAUGGAAAAAGUGAAUGUUUACAUUUACAUUUUUUCCAUAGAUAAAAUUCUGUGUGUAGCUUAAUCCUCUCAGUUAGCAUAGUUGGCUACAUGGGGACCGUGACAUGUGACUGGUUCUUGGAAUUAAUCCCUGAAGUAAAAGAAAUAUCGUAUUUCAUAGUUUCUGAGACUUUUUUUUUCUUCACAUUUUAACAUCUCGGAAAUCAGAAUGCCUUUUACAAAGUCCUA